UGAGUACACUUGAAUUUAAAAGUUAACUUGUGGAGGGCUGGGGGUGGGGCAGAAUAGCAGGGCAAGCAAAGUGUUGGCCUGGGAAUGUCUGUUCCGUGCCAGAUGUCACAUUGAGUUGAGAUCCUGGGGAAGGUUCCAUUAAACAAGUCCAUGGAAAUUCAGAACAUAAUUUGUGUGCAGAGCAUAAUCUAAUUGUGAGUGCGCUUCAUUCUUUUUAAGUACUAAAAAAACACACAAGAAUCAGUACAGAACUUUCUCAGGGGGACGUUCAAAAGCAUUUUGUUCAGAGGCUUGAAAGUGCAGAUCAUUUUUAACUGAUAAACAAUGGUGCGAGGUGAAAUGCUGGAGCUUGUGGCUGGAAGCUGAGCUGGUUUGCAGAAUGCCUUGUCUCUCUCCCCAACCUGCACCCAGCUCUGAAAGGUCACAGUGGGAGCACUGCCUCCCAAGAUGAAGUCCCCUCCGCAGGGCAGGUUCUCGGCUCAGCAGGGGCCUUGGACAGCCCUCUCUGGGCGAAGCGUGGGAGCUACCCACCUGCUCUGCACCUGCUCUCCUCCAAGUCAGUCUCCUGAUCCAGAAUUCCCUCUGUUGUGCUGCCAGGCUUCCUCCUGGAAACAUUUCCAUGUGACAUUAUUACUCCCUCUGCCCGAGUCUCACUGUAGUUCCUUGAACACAUGUCUGAAUUAAAACAAACCCCCCAUUUGCUUCUGUUUCACCACUGUGCAGAUGCCAGGAAUGGCCAGAAUUUACCCAGUUUAUUUGUUCUAUUUUACUGACAUGCGUGCUUGCAAAUAAAAUGUAUUUGCAUUAAAGAUUGAUUGCACAGUGCUAGAUUAAAAUCUAGCGUUGGUCUUGGAGCAUCUCAAUCCAUUCUGAUUAGAUUCUUUAAUUUUUCACAUAGUCCUCAGGCAAUAUGAGAGACUUCUUUUUCCCUUUCAUUUGACUGAGAUAAUUCCUAUUUGAUUUGUUUUUCCACUCUGUGCAGAAAACAUACAUAUCUUCAUUCACUUGUUCUCUUAUGUCAGUAAUACUGCAGUCAAGCACGGAACACAAGGUGAAAGUGCUUGUUAACAUUUCAUUUACUUUCUAUUUUUCCUCUUUUAAAUUGUUCUAUAUUCACCUGGAGUUUUAAAUGAUUUUGACCCAGUGCAGUUAAUUUUCUGGACCUCAGAACUCGGUUUGGAACUAGAAAGUGUCUCCGCCGCCCGGGCUCUCUCCCCACUCACCGUAUGACCCACCUCCUACCUAUAAUAGUCACCUGCUCUACCACAAUAGCCACAUAAAACAUCGCUGUGUUCAUAUCAACACCCCAUUCCAAACUCCUCAUGCCUCCCUCUUGCCUUCAGAGUAAGUGCCCUUGGCAGAGUGUUCACAUUCUUCUGCCAUCCAGGUACAGUUCACCUUUGUGGCUGCUUUAUCUCAUCUGAUCACUGUACUCCUGCCGAACAAGGGGUUCAGUAUAUUCUGAAUAUUCCUUGUGUUUUCCUCCCUCCAUGUUUCAGUUCACACCAUCCCUUUCACCUGAGGUCUGCUCCUUCUGCAGCUCCUUCUUCAUAUUCUGCCCAGAGUAGCCUCUCGUCCAUGACAUAUCCCCUCCCCGCUUCCCCUCGGCCUCGCUGGGAGUAUGUCUUCUUCCUCUGUGUUCCCUCUGGACCCCUCUGUCUGUUUUGCACUCAUCGUGUCCUCUCACAUCCUAGUUGUUUGUCUGUGGAGCUCAUCACCUGAAAGGAUCUUUGAGCAGUGGACUUCUCCUUCUCCAGGCCCUCCUCCCCAGCACCACCCCCAGGGCCUUAGCAGGUGCAAGGUUUAUCGCAUAUUCAAAAUGGACUAAAUUGAAUGUUAUCAUCUUGGUUUCCCGUUCUUAGAUCUUUGGGAAUUCAAGCAGAGAGGGUGACAAAGAAAGCAGACUCUGGAGUCAGACAAGCCAGCUCUGCUGUUCGCUAGCUCACGGCUUGGGGCAAAUCUCAUCACGCUCAGGACAGUUUCCUUGUCGACACCCUGUGUUUUUGAGAGGAAGAAUUCAACGAAAUAGCAGACAUAGAGUUUUUAACACAUGCUGCUUUUGGCAAAUAGCCGCUCGUAACGUUAGUAUCCAACUCUGUCCUUUGUUGUAUUAGUUAUCCCUUCAAGGCCCGUGGAAUCCGUAGUCUGCCGUCAGUGCCAUACCUUUCAUGUUUUCAUUCAUGUCAUUAAUAAAGCAUGUUAAGUAGGUUAAGGACAAGGACGGAGUCAGGUGACACAUUACUGGAGAUUUCCCUCGAGGUUGACAGGCAAUCCAUUAGUCAACAUCCUCUGGGUGCUGGACUGUGCCAUCAUCCAGUGUGCAUGUCAGCCUUGUUCGUAAGACUCUGAGUGUUUGACGACAUGCCUACCGAAUUCCACAUCUGUGAUUCAUGUGGCAGCCUGCAAUCCUAACUCUGUCAGGAAAGGAAGAGAGAACUAUUUUUCGUACCUGGUUCUUCAUGAACUCUUGCUGGCUCCUACUUGCCCCUACGGUUUUACUGCAGAUCAACACCAAACUUGGCAGUUUGUGAUUUUCAGAAUUUAUCUUUUUCUCUGCUUUGAAUCACGUGUAUACUUUUUGUCCAUCUCCAACCUGCUACUUCUCUUCCUUUGCAAUUUCUCAAAAAUUAGUGAGGUUAUUUCCACAGUCAAAUCUACAAGUUUUUUCAGUACCUUUUUUCUCCUCGUUCAGUAAAUGCUCUUCUGAGCCUACAUACAUGUCAGGCACUGUGCUUGGCCUUGAGGAGACAGGGAUGAAUAAGACAAAGGUCUUUCCAGGCUGCAUGAUUUUUGCAUACCAAGUUUUGGGCUGAAAACUUGGGUUUUAAGAGAUUUGGGCAUGUGGGAUGGAGAUAGGAUUGGAGGGAAUAUUUUGCCUACUUGUAAAUAAUACUAGUCCCAUCAAUCCAACUGAAGGGAGAGAAAGAGGAAGGUAACUCAGAGAGCCUUUCCAGGAACCAUUGCUGAAUGACAAGAGUGGAGGACCUUUAAUAGUGUGAAUUCUGUCAAGGCUACUGCACCUACUGUGUGCUAAAGGCUGUAUUAGACACUGGGAUACAAGGAUGAACAAGCCCUCAAGAAGAUGACGCCGUGCUGGGAAAUAGCAAGCAGGCAUCGCACUGCAAUGUGAUGAAUGCUUCUUAAAUUCUGGGUAGGGUGAGGAGCAUAAAGGAGGGGCACCUAAUUCUCUUCCCGAAGCAAUUAAAGGUCAAGGCUGGAGACCUGAAAAACAGGUACUAGUUAGCCAGGCCCAGAGGGACAGGAGAACAAUCCAGGUAGAGGGAGUCUGCAGAGUGUUGGGCUGCCUUCAGGAAAUGGUGGUGUUUGCACCGGGGCGGGGGGGAUGCAGUGGCAGCUGAAGAGAUUCUGAAGGGCUUGUAAAUCAUGCCGGGGAGUUUGGACUUGAUCUUAAGGAUGUGGGGUGCCAUUAGAGGGUUUCAACAGGGAAGUCACCUAAUGAGAUUUAUGCUCUGGAGCAUUGUGGAAGAUGGAGUGCUCAGGGCCAUGCCGAGCAGCUGGGACACGGUGUGGGGCUGUUUCAGUUAAUUCCGGGCGAGAAAUGCUGAUGGCCUGGUGUGGAGCCUUCCGGACGGGAAGAAGGAGACAGAGCGCGGAGUUACUAAACAGCUCUGAGCAGAUGGCUUGCAGUUUAUAGUUAAAUAUCAAAAACAAGAGCCAUUUAUGAUCGUGCUUUUCAUACUUUAGUGUGUGUAAAAGAUCACCUGCGGACAGUUUGAAAAACCUGUUUUUCAGGUCUCCAGCCUUGACCUGACAUCAUUAUGGAAAUGAUGUGAAGAAAUUUCAGCCCGCAAGUGUAUUUCCAGUAAAUAGCCUAGGUGCCACGGUUGCAGGUGUCCUCAGACCACACCACGAAAAACCCCUUCCUGUUAGAUGUUUUCAAAUGGCAAUACUUCUUUUAAGUGCAUUCACAUUAUGUUCACUUUUCAUUUAAGAAUGAAGAUUCAGUCCUGUUAUCUCUGUUGAAAAUACAUGAAUGGCUCCACCCCAAGGGUUAAUGUGCUGGAAAAAAAUAAAAAAAGAGCAGUCUCCUUGCUAGUGUGGUCUGUGUUCACUAAUUGUUUGCUCUCUGUAAGGGAUGCAGAGCAGAGCAGAAUGGUGAUAAUCUUGUUAAAACCUCUGCUGCAGAUUGCUUGUAAAUGAAUUUUCAAAGGUUUCAGCAUGCCCUUUGCAAGAGUAAGCAAGCAAGCAUUUAUGGAGAAAACCAUAGUUCCCCCAAUUCUUGAAGUUCCUUGCAGGUGUGCAUUCUUAGUGUUUAAGGCAUAUUUUGAUGCAUUUAUUAUUGUGAUAUUUCUCAAGCCAGUAUGCCUGGUUUCAAAUCCCAGCUGCACCGUUUAUGAGCUGUGUGACCACAAGCAAGUUACCUGUGCUUUCCUUCUCUCAUCUGUAAAAUGAGAAUAAAACUGUACCUGUCUCAUGGGCUUGCUGUGAGAAUUAAAUAAGAAUGCAUGUAGGGCACCUGGGUGGCUCAGUCGGUUAAGCGGCUGCCUUCGGCUCAGGUCAUGAUCCUGGAGUCCCAGGAUCGAGUCCCGCAUCGGGCUCCCUGCUCGGCGGGGAGUCUGCUUCUCCCUCUGACCCUCACCCCUCUCAUGUGCUCUCUCAUUCUCUCUCUCAAAUAAAUAAAUAAAAUCUUAAAAAAAAAAAAAAAAGAAUGCAUGUAAACUACUUUGCACAGCAUGUGAACUUAGUAGGCCAUUUCUGACCAUUUCUGACAGGAGCCCAGUAGUCUAUAAAAACCUUAUGUCACCUGUAUUAGAAGUUAGUCAUGUAAUAAACACUUUGUCUUCUUAUUUGUCAUGGUACUUUAAAAACCAACACAUCUAUAGUGCCCAUAUGCAAGAAUUCUUAGAGCAGCAUAAGUGUUCAGCAGUACAUACCAAACACAUGGAUAAGUAGGCCAAUCACAACAAUGACGAGUAUUUCUUGUGCACUUAGUCUUUCCCAGUCGGUCCUUUAAUUCUCACAGCGAUCCCAUCAGCGAGGCUUGCUCAAUCCCUUCUUGGAGUGAGGAACUCAGGUGCAGAGAGAUUAAGGGAUUGCCUGCAGUCAUGUUGUCAUUAAAGAAAAAGAUCCGCUAUUUGAACUCAGAAGCUGCCAAUGCCAGACCCUGUUCUUACCCACCGCUCGGAGAUAUGGUAUUGUCAGUUAUGUGAAGCAUGGUUAGGAACAUUCAUUUGUAUGCCAAGUAAAUUAAGAAAUUGACUCAUCUUGAAUGUGAAAUGUGUGGAAGUGAUUCCCGAAAUGUGUACGGUGGUAUUGUACAGCUCUGUUUUAAGUCACAGUCAAGCCCGGUGCUCUGUUUCUCCGAAGUAGCCAUGCAGGUAUUAUACUGGGUACUCUGGGAGGGAUCUCGGUCGGGGGGGCUCUUAGAGCAGUGCUUCUCCAACCUGAGUGUACAGAUACCUCAAGGGCUUGUUAAAAACCCAGAUUACUGGGCUCCACCCCUGCCUCAGAGUUGCUGACUCAAUGGGUCUGGGGUGUGGUCUGAGAAUCUGCAUUCCUAACAAGGUCCCAGGUGACGCCGAUGCUGCUGAUUUGGGACCACACUUUGAGAAUCACCAUGUUAGAGGAAUGAGAUGAUUGGUGAAUUUGGGAGCAGAGGGUGGUUUAAAAUCUACCCCUAUAAUUGCCUGACCUGCUUCACAGACCUAGUUACUAACUUCACAAAGACACUUGGAAGUGCCAAAUCUUCAGCUCUACCAUGGAGAUACUUAGAUGAAAAUCAAAAGAUAGAAAUCUUUACUUUAGCCUUAACAUUUCCGAAGCAGGGCGGUGGCUUUCUGAUUUAGAAACUCCUACACAGUCUCUUCCCCUUCUCCAAAACAGUGGGGUCUUUUAAAAACCCAGGUAUUUCCCUUACCUAUGGCUCAAACCCAGCAUUUGGCUUUAGAACUAGGUACUUGACCAAGUUCUGGGCUGCGUCAAGGAAGCCCCUUGUGUCCAUUACUCCCCACCCUGGAGCAAGAAUUUUCUCCCUAGUGAGGUUAUAUUCAUAAAAUAUGGGCCAGCUUCCCAUGUUCAUGGGCUGGUCUCAUUGUUGAGGCUAAGGGGCAAGGUCAUGGAGUAACUUAAGCAAAACCCAAAAUAUCAGAAUGACCCAAGAAUGAAGGAUCACCUUAGGCAUGUUGGAUCCUAAAACUGGGAUAGGAUAAAGCAGAGAUUCUCUUUUGAUUCUCCAUGACAAUGAGAGGGAAAGGUAUGGAAAGACAAAUGAUCCGUAGAGCAUUUCUUUUUGUCUGUGGAAUAUAUUACCUAAAAGUGGAUUUACUCCUUUGCUUUUUUCCCCUAAGGAGACUUGUGCCUCUGGAAAUACAAAUAGUUGCUUAUCAGAAUGGAAACUCUGGCUCGAUGAGUAACUGGAAUAAACCCAGUUCAUUUUCCAUCAUCAGGAGAAUGAAGAAAUAAAUUAUGCAUUAAGUCAUACAAGGGAAUAUUAUAUAGCAGUCAAAUGAAUGCACUUCAGAUACGUGGAGAAUCUUAGCAAAAUGAUUUUGAAUGUAAAUCAUCCCAAAAGAUUAUAGAUAUCAUGGUAGCCUGCUUAUUAAAAAAUGAAAGACAAAACAGAAAAAAAAGAAUCUACUUUUUAGGAAUACUUAUAGAUGUGAACAUUCUUCAUAAAAAUGAAAGCAAGGAAAUGGUAAACAGAAUAGAAUGAGGAGGUAGAUAUUAGUGUCGACGUUUUCGUUUUUGUAAUGGGUAGUGGUUUCUUCAUUUACUCUAUGCUUAAAUGUAAGGAAAUAAACAAAAGCAUAAGUACAAUAAAUAAAUCCGAAAUAAACAUGACUACUGGCUCAUACAAACCAGUCAGUUAAGAACUAAAAUAAAGGUAGUCUUGCAUGGACCAACGAUGAGAGUGUGUCAAGAACCAAGGAAUUUGAUUAAUCCAAUUCAGUGCACCUGUGACUCAUAGAUUUUCUGCAGAGAAAAUAAUGAAAAGUGACUCUCUGGGCCCCUGCUUGGUUCCCACACAGCAGUGUGACCUGAAGUCUUUGCCACUUUUCCCAGCUCUCAUCUCCAUUGGUCCAGUUGGUUCUUUAUACACGAAGAUCACUGAGGGAGGGUAUCAGUAGGCCGCUGAAGAUCGCAGCAGAGUCACUUCAGAAGAAACCAUGGCUGUGGUAUCCCUGGGGUAGGAAAAACGUGUGGUUCCUCUUCUCUGAUCUCCACCUCUCUGAGGAAGGGAACAUGUUGACAUGUUUUCUCAGAGAAGCUAAGGUAGGAAUUUUAGAAAAUAAAAAAGGCUGUGUCCAGUAUGAGAAACUUGUUGCUAGACACAAACUUUGGGGCCCGUGGCUUAGAGGGAUGUUCGACUAGGGGAGCCUAGGUGGCGCAGUCGGGCAAGUGUUGGAUCUUGAUUUCCGCUCAGGUCGUGAUCUCAGGUCAUGAGAUCGAGUCCCAAGUCAGGCUCCACACUCAGCGGGGAGUCUGCAUGAGACUCUAUCUCCCUCUUCCUCUGCCCCUCCCCCUAUGCUCACGUUCUCUCUCUCUCUCAAAUAAAAAAAUAAAAAAGAAAAGGAAGUGCGAUUAACUGGCCCCUGAGCUGCCUUCAUUGCCUCAUUCCCUGCUGUCACUUCUCCCUCCCUGGACGACUGUCUCCACUGCUCCUCGUCUACGGGCUUGAAUAGUCAUGGGUAGUUUUGAAAGCUAGCUAGUUCUGUGAGCCUCUUCCAUGGAAUCUUAAUCCUUCCAACAGGAAAUAAUAUUUCCCUUUGUUGAUGUCUUUUAGAACCCAAGUUUUGUACGCCCCCCCUCCAAGGCAUUUGCCCCUUUCUCAUGGCAGGAUCAGUAUCUCAACUGGACAUCUGCUAGGGGUGCAAGGAGCUUCGGGGCAUUCAAAUAGGAACAGAUGAAAUCUUGCCCUUGUGGAACUUGUCUUCCACUGUGUAUGUGGCCCACAGCCUCUAUGAGAAGGUCCGGUAUGAGAAGCUCUCUAUGAUGUAGUGUGCUUCAUUCAGGCUUUCCUGUGAAAUAGGAGAGUUCAGUCAACAUAGCCCAGAGCUGAGGAUUUACUCGUUAAUUUAUAAUCUCAAGGGAGGAGGAAGAACCCUUACCACCCUCUCUCAGAACCAUCUUCUAUUUUCAUGCUAGUUCUGUUGCUCACAUCCCAGAUGACAGCCUCUCCCUCGCUCCUCGUUCCUGCUCCAAGUCCUUUUCCCUGAUUUUGGCCGCACAUGUGUUGGGACCCAGAAGUGGUUCAGAGAGGGUGGUCAUAAGAAGAAAAAUAAAAAUAAAGGCAGUAUUUUAAAGUGUUAACUGAGUGCCAGGCACUACUUUUUCAUAUAUUAACUUAUAUAAUCUUUUCAACAACUCUAUGAGAUAGACACCAUUAUCUUUUCCCUUUUUUAGAAGAAAGCGAGGCACAGAGAGGUUAUGUGCCUUUGCCAAGGUCACACAGCUGUAACCGAGGCUACUAAACAUAUCACCUCAUAAAAAGCAAAGAGAAACAACUUCACAGAGAUUGAAAAUGUAAGAGAGAAACGGAGAGGGGAUACAUCAUCCAUGAACCAAGGGGAAAGGACAUCAAGAUAUUAGAAGUGGAGCGUGGCUGAGUGCUGACAAGGUCCAGUGAUGUAACUCCCUGGCAGAUUGUUCCAGUACAGGAAAGGGGAAGGUAGUGAAGCGGACUUUAGCUCCUCGAGCAGCACGGGCAGCAUUUCGGCCCCUGAGGUCCAUAUGUCUGCGGCGGGAAGCAAGCGGUCCUCUUUUUCACGCAACCGAGGUCCCCAUGGGCGGAGUAAUGGAGCUUCGUCAUACAAGUCUGGCAACAGCCCACCCUCCCCACGGGAGAAGGACUUUCUGUCCAUGCUGUGCAGGAAUCAGCUGAGUCCCGUUAACAUCCAUCCCAGUUACGCGCCUUCCUCCCCAAGUAGUAGCAACUCCGGCUCCUACAAAGGAAGCGACGGCAGCCCAGUCAUGAGGCGCUCUGGAAGGUACAUGUCCUGUGGUGAAAAUCAUGGUGUCAAGCCCCCAAAUCCAGAGCAAUAUUUGACUCCUCUGCAGCAGAAAGAGGUCACAGUGAGGCACCUGAAGACCAAGCUGAAGGAAUCUGAGCGCCGACUUUAUGAAAGGGAAAGCGAGAUCGCGGAGCUCAAGUCCCAGCUGGCCCGCAUGAGGGAGGACUGGAUUGAGGAAGAGUGCCACCGCGUGGAAGCGCAGCUGGCCCUGAAGGAAGCCAGGAAAGAGAUCAAACAGCUCCGACAGGUCAUCGAAACGAUGCGGAGCAGCUUGGCUGAUAAAGAUAAAGGCAUUCAGAAGUAUUUUGUGGACAUCAACAUCCAGAACAAGAAGUUGGAGUCCCUGCUGCAGAGCAUGGAGAUGGCGCACAGCGGCGCUCUGAGGGAUGAACUGUGCCUGGACUUCCCGUGCGAUUCCCCGCAGAAAAGCUUACCCCCCAGCGCCCCUUUUGGCAAGAUGGCGGAUGGGCUGUCUCUGGAGGCGCAGGGCAUGGAGGAGGGGGCUGGCAGCGAGCUGCUGGUGGGAGAUGGUAUGGCCGACGGCACGGAUCUGUUUGAUGGCAUGGUGACGGCCGCCGCCGCCGCCACCGAGGCCCCCGACCCGGAGCUUCUUCGAUCAGCCCCCGGGGCCCAGGCCCUCGGGCUCCUCCCCCUGGCCGGGGCCCAGGAAGCGGCCCGAGCGCUGGUGGAGCGGGCCGUGCAGACCGACGUGGUGCCCUACAGCCCUGCGGUCUCGGAGCUCAUUCGGCAUGUGCUCAAGCUCCAGGACCCCUGUCCCUCGGGCUCAGCCUCCCCUGAUGAGCCCGGGGCUGACUCGACACAAAGCUUCCCCGAGUGCAUCUCCGCAUUCCCGGUUGAUCUAACGCCAAGAAAUCCCAACUCCGCCAUCCUUUUGUCUCCCGGGGAGACCCCGUCCGCCGCGGGGGGUCCGGAAGCCCCUGCAAACCGCCUCAUGAGAGAGCUGGAUUUUGCAGGCUCCACGGAGGAGAGACUGGACGGCGUCCGCCCGCUGCCCCGGGGGGCCGUCGGGAGGCAGUACUGGAGCAGCAGCUUCCUGGUGGAUCUCCUGGCCGUGGCUGCCCCGGUGGUGCCCACGGUUCUGUGGGCAUUCAGUACUCAGAGAGGGGCGACCGAUCCCGUCUACAACAUCGGCGCGCUGCUGCGGGGCUGCUGUGUGGUCGCCCUGCAUUCGCUCCGCCGCAGCGCCUCCCGCGGCAAAACCUGAAGACAAGUUGUCCCGUGGGGCGUGCUGCCCGGCGGGGAGACAGCGGGUCGACCUGGGGCGGUCUCUAGUCUGUCGUUUUGCUCCUCGGUAUUUGAUUUGCACUAUAUUUAGUUGACACCUGUUCACUGUUUAAAACUGGAGGUAUCUUCAAAGGCAUGGAGACGUGGUUCAAGUUAAAUGUCCCACCAGUGGUAGAGAAAGCAUGCUCCUGACCCUGCCGUGUCGUCCGAGGUACCCGUGCUUAUCCUAGUGGUUCAGGAAGAGAAAAUGCAGAGUUUGCACUUUCAGGACAGCUUCUGUAAGGCUGGCAUGUUAGCUCCUUGCUUUGCUUUGUGCCCUUUUAAAAUGUGUAAUUGUUACAGCAUUCCAGUGGUCUUGUGCACAGCAGGGGACUGUAACCAAAAAUAAAACUGUAUUCGUGUAAUUGGUUUGAAGAAGUCUUGAAUAGCUCCUUAGUGUCUUACUUGGGGUUGAUAAGGUUUGAGUGUUCGCAGUUUUUUACUAAAUGUAGCUCCAGAGUCGGAAAAUGGCUUGUUUGUUCCUAAACCUGUUAAUUGAUGAAACUGUAUGUAAGUUUACUAUGUAUUAACUUAUUUUUUGCUUAUUAUAUAGCGUUCUAUUGGAAAUUGUAACCACAACACACUUCAGCAUGAUGAAAAUAAAGAUUAGUGUUUCCAUUUAAAUAAAUGUUUUAUCCUCCUAUAAAAUAAUUAUCUGUUUAGUUUUACUCCUGUAUAUGGUAAGAAAGACUAAAUGGAUAGAUCCUUUCUUCUUUGUCAAUAGGGGUCUAUAAAAAUGGAAUUAACUUAAGAAAUGAGAAGGGGAAAAUUAUUAAAGAAACGGGAGGGUUUCCUACUGUCUUUAAAAAAGCAUUGCUUCUGAAUAAAAGUAGCUUUGAUUGUUUGCUCUGAAA
Molecule: messenger RNA, 11110 nt
Organism: Mirounga angustirostris (Northern elephant seal)
Lineage: Eukaryota; Metazoa; Chordata; Mammalia; Carnivora; Phocidae
Gene: SYBU
Product: syntabulin
Exons: 5
Coding region: 8692-10197 (501 amino acids)
Biological process (GO): axonal transport of mitochondrion; synapse maturation
Cellular component (GO): cytoplasmic microtubule
Source: RefSeq, a predicted model, not a curated record